This is a messenger RNA of Aureobasidium melanogenum CBS 110374, 1623 nucleotides long. RefSeq lists its product as uncharacterized. Gene Ontology annotation, cellular component: transcription export complex 2. Gene Ontology annotation, molecular function: double-stranded DNA binding; RNA binding. The transcript has 2 exons. The coding region runs from base 1 to 1623 and encodes 540 amino acids. Lineage: Eukaryota; Fungi; Ascomycota; Dothideomycetes; Dothideales; Saccotheciaceae. The record is from RefSeq and is a predicted model, not a curated record. Gene Ontology annotation, biological process: post-transcriptional tethering of RNA polymerase II gene DNA at nuclear periphery; transcription elongation by RNA polymerase II; poly(A)+ mRNA export from nucleus.
AUGGCAACACCAACACUAGACCAAUUUCUCUCCGAAAUAAACCGCAUCACUCUCUCCAAGGACUCAUCCCAACUAUCCCAAUACCUGGUCAUCGAACCUCCCUACGCACCCUCCUACAACACCAUAAUCAACGAACUGCGAAAGGCGUUCCCUAAGGGUAAUCAUGACUCUGACACAGCGCUAGAAAAGAAAAUCACCAAAGCUGUAAAGGUUAUUGAUGGAGGAGAUGAUGUGGAUGUUGCUAGUUGGAGUGCGUUUAGCAGGUUUAUGGUGUUGUAUUUUGGGUUUCUGAGGGAUGUGGAUGUCGCGAAUUUGUUAGAGACUUUUGGGUUGUUGAGUGAGGUUUUGCAAAAAGCAAACUCAGCCCUCCAAAACCAAACCCACGGCAUAACAAUCCUCGACACCGUAAUCUCCUACUCACGCAUGUUCGCCCGCCUCGCCAUGGGCCUCGACAAAAAACCAGAACUAAUUGCUCACCUCACAACCGCCUCUUCUGGCGGAGACGACUCAGGCCCCCGCGAAACCCUUCCAGAGCGAGCUGCAAACAUCAUUCGUUAUGCUUUUGUAGCAUGUCUCAACGACCGCUCCGGCACCUCUACCUCUGGCAUCGACAAAACCGGCACCCCCGAAGGCAAAAAACGCGGUAUCUACGUCCUCGCAAACCUAUGUCUGAAGAUUUUAUUCGCGUGCCGCAAAACAAGAGGCGCAGCGCAAAUCUUUGAGAACAUCUUUGUGUUAAGUCCGCCAUUGGGUGCUUAUCCAAAGGCUCAAAGAGUAACGUAUCUCUAUUAUUUGGGCAGGUUUUUGUGGGCGAAUGGACAUGCGUAUCGUGCGCAAAAGGCAUUGCAACAGGCGUGGAAGGAAUGUCAUGGUCAGUGUUUGCAGCAGCGCCGCUUGAUUCUCAUUUUCCUGAUUUCGGCAAAUAUGGUUUGUGGACGGUUUCCGUCUGAGCAGAUGUUUGCGAGACCAGAGGCGCAUGGGUUGAGAGAGAGGUUUCAGCCGUUGUGCAAGUAUAUUGCAAAGGGCGAUAUCGUGGGCUUCAGAAGACAUCUGGAUUAUGGCUCUGAGCAUUACGCAUGGUUCUCGGGCUACAGGCUGGACUUGCAGUUGAGAAACAGGUGUGAAGUUUUCGUUUGGAGGUCUAUCUGUCGAAAGACAUUUAUUCUACACGGCGAUCCUGGCAACCCAGGGGCUCGCAAGGCACCCACCUUCGACUUGAAGGAUGUGCUAGCCAUCUUUCGCUGGCAAGAGACCGUCUACGCUACAUUGCCUGGAGCCUCUCAACCCGACAACUACAUCGACCCGGACUUUGUCGGCAUUGUCGAUGAGCCAAUUGGUGAGGAUGCUCUCGACCUGCCUGACAUGAACAACAUUCAUUCUAAAAUGACGGCACUGAUCCACCAAGGCCUGCUUGGCGGCUAUAUCUCUUUCGCGAGAGAUAAGUUCGCUAUUCAAGGUGCAAAGCUUAAGGGCGCAUUAGCAGCUGGCUUCCCAAACGCCUGGAAAACCAUCGAAGCACGUGCGGAUGACGAGGUACCUGGCUGGAAGUUGGAGACCAGCGGACCUGCAUUUGGAGGCGGAGUUGUGAGGCUGAGCGGAGCGCGACCAGUGGGACUCUCGUAG